AGAAAACCGCUAGCGUGUACCGCAGUACGGGAUAGUGAGCUACGAGCUGGCCUCCUCUCUAACGUCGCGAAAAAGCUGCCAUCGGCUCGGAGAACACGAGCGUUCGAGGCUUGCGCGCUUUCCGCCAUUCCACCCUUCACGAGACGGACUGUUCACGAGGACGUUUGGUGCUCUGGUGUUUCGUGCCUGGUGCGUUUCGCGACGUGUGCGACCGCGAUAGCCGUCGCUUGUUGAAUUGAACGGUGACCGUUGUCGAGACCACUCUCUCUCUCUCUCUCUCUUCUCGGCAUAGGUUCCUCUUCGAAAUCUCUCUCACGAUCUCAGUCGUCUCCUCGUGGAAGCCGUGGAACACGACGAACGCGUUCGUCGAAUGUCAAGGACGAUGCGGCAUUUUACCGUUCCAGUUGGACGCGACACCCGUUAGAUCUCACGACGGACCGGGCUCGUUGGAGGGAGGCCCGACGGUUGGGAGACAUCGCGAGUGUGUGAGGCUCGCGAUACGUCGAAGAGAGGACAAGGGGGAGAAAACCCUCAUCGGGCAAAAGCCUCAUCGUUAAGUCGCGAAGCGUGUCGCUUGCCUUUGUACCUAAAUAUCGGCGGGGGCAUCGACAAUGCAGGCGCCUGUUCUCGAGUGCGGCGAGUCGGAAGACGACGAGGUGGAUAACGAUCCUCCUUCGACUGCUUCUAGAAGCGACAGCGGAACGUUGUCCUCAUGAGACGCUGCCAUCUGCGUCCACUGUCACCGCGGCUUGUUGCUGUCUGAACGAGAACUUCGAGUCCACAGACCCUUGUCGUUGAGGAAUUUCGGGAGAUACUCUCUCUCGCUACGCCCACAAUUGGACGUUCUCAGCCGAAGGCCGAUCAACCGAUCUGGCCGUUGCCCGAAGUGGGAUUUGUGCGAGGAGACAUGCUUUCGGCGCGAAACGAGUGCUGCUUGGUGCUCGAGGGACUUGAGUGAUCGCGCAUGUUUUCAUCACCGACGACAAACGAGUUCUCACCCCAAGGACCGUUUUAAGGACAGAUUUACUCAUCGUUCGGCAAAGUUGCGUGCGAGACACGAAAAACGAAUCUCGCUUUUUUGUACUCAAACCGCUCAUUGUUGGACGAAGCUCGGAGUGUAUCUCGGAUCAGUGAAGUUUCCAUGAAACUCGCGAUUAGCGCGAGAUAUACGCGAGAGCGGGAUUUGCAGGUGCACGGUGAGGAGCGAGGAGCAAGCUGAUGUAACAUUCGCGUGUGUGCCGUCAUGGCGAAACGUCGAGGUUCGAUCUCGCGGGUCUCGCGGAAAGAAAGGAACGCGUCCUCGUCGCCGUAGGAAUCCGCCGACCGCGUGACCUUCGACCACCAUGUGACGUCGGCCGGGUCACACGGAAACGUGUCGUGCGAACGAGGUGUCGCGAGACCCGCUUUUGUGACUGCUAUUGGCGGCGGUAGCGACGAUCAAUCGCAGCGUCGUACAUACGCAGGACCUUCCUCCCUCCGGAACCCUUGAGGAGGAGACCGUCAUCUCGAGCGAAUCGCGCGCGUGCUCGCGACGCGACGUGAGACAUCGCUGGGCCCUGAAGACUAUCACGAAUGGAUCGGGCUUCGAGCCCUCUCCCGUGUCAUUCUUCGCGUUCUACAUAUGGAUACUCAUUUUGGCGAUCCGAAUGAAAGUGACUGAUGACAUAUGUUGCGCGUGAUAACACGCGAAACAAUAAACGCUCAGCACACGUUGCUUAAGAGCAGCCUGCUGCGUGAAGGCUGCGAAUACUCGAUCGAAUAUAGACUUUUGACAAUCGAAGAUCACGAGGUACAAGAGAGCUCCGUCGGAUUUGUGCGAAACGCUCCGCCAGCGAAUCAAUAGAAACGACGAUUCCGAGGGGAUCGUCGUCGAAUACGCUUUCCCUUCGUGGUUGCGCAAGCUGCGUUAAUGCUUCGCACGCGCUCCCCUCUGUUGUUUACGAUCGAUUGUUACUGUUAUUAGCGAUCAUCGAGGCAGCGAACGCGAGUGCAUCGCCUGGUGUGUUGAGAGCGAUCGCUCAUGAGGCUUCUCGUUCUCAGCUUCGAAGCUUCAGGCACGUUCGGCCAGGGGACGAGGUUUUCUGUUAACACGUACGCGCUCGAUCGUUGUUACCGUUUAAACCGCGCUUUUCGAUGCAUUUUCGGCGAUCAGAGCCGACCGACACGCGGAAGGUUCUGCUGAAAGUUAUACCUUAAGCAGCUUAACUGUGUGGGAGAGAGACGAGUAUACGCAUGACCGAUACGCAGCUCACCCCGUUUGUUACCGUUCGAGACGUUGUUAGUCUCUAAGAGACUUGUUGAUACUUGUUGGAACUUGCAACUUUUUGCAGAAGACGCUUUUCAAAAAGCGUCUGGUCAAUUAAUUAGCGCCGUGAGAAAUUCACGUGACAGGCUGACGGAGGAGUUUUUGAUGAAUAUUUGUUGACGUUGUGGGGAGCCACGCGUGUGUGUGUGUGUGUGUGUGUGUGUACGCACGCAGGGAGGUCACGCACGCACGACAGCCGCAGGCGAGCCUCGAUACUUUUCAGUUUCCUCGAGGAAGGACGAGAAAGCGCUUUGGAGAGCCGAGAGCGAAAGUACCUCCAUCAAAGAGAUCCAUCAGCGGGUCUGCAAGCGCACCGCUCCACCGUAUCCACCGUAUCGUUCUCUGAGAGAGGACGAGGGAAACGGCGAAGCACUUAGGCUCGGAAGAGCAUUCGCAUAUUCCUGCCGGAUGCGGAAUUUACUCGCCGGAUCUCGAGACAAAGCUCGGAAUUAUUCAGACACCGCCUGAGAGCUCCUUCCGCGUGCGAGCGGAACGAAAUUACUUUCGCGGGUCCUUUGCCAAAUUACUUUCGCCCCGUUACGGCGACCGAAGCGUCGCCCCGUCGCUUUCUCGACAACGCAGCGAAACUUUUUAAUCAGAUUGUAAUCGGCUCUCUUGAGAACAGCGAGAGCACACGCAAUCUUCCAUGAUGUACCUGGGCCUGCAAACAGUUUGACGUUCUCGUCAGUUGUCUUCUGGAAGACCUUCUUCAAGAGAAGAGUAAUCCGAACGGUUGGACAGUUGGACCGCUUCUGUGAACAAUUCGAGCCUAUGUGAAGCUUCUUGAAGCUUAACUUCGACGACUCGAAUGAACAGGAUAAAUCUUUGAAAUAUUCACGGUGAAAUUAAUCGUGCUCCAUCGGCACGUUGCUCGAGAGGAUCGGUGAAUCAUUCGUCGGGACAUUAAAGAGCUACAAGGAUCCAAAUAAGCGGCAAUCGCGCGGGAGCACGAGAGACAAAGCGGGGAGAAGGAAGAAGCAGCGAGAAACCGUGUGGGAAACCGGCCAGGAGUAAGCAAACCGGCAGACAGGUCCUUCCUAAGCAAGCGAAUCGAUCAUCGCUGACGCGGCAACAGGUACCUGAAUUAUAUCCUCCCCCGACAUGUUUGCCACGGACUCGUCGACUCUUCGUCGUCGCGGUCACCGCGCGAUCACGCGUUUCUCCGGACUCGUACGGCGCGCUUGCCGACGCUCGCUCGAUCGCGACCGUCUCACCGAUUGAUCGGAGGACUUUGGAGGCGGCGAUGUGGUCGAGGAAGGGACGCGGCCGGACGUCGCGGCGGUCCUGCCGAGGUGCCGCGACCGCUUCAAGGUGAAGCUGCCGACGGCGCGGAGGAGGAAGGACAACAACAAGUCGGCGUGCCGUCAGCUCCUCGCCCUGUUUCAUCACCGCAAGCCUCGGGACCCGCUCCGUGGCUCCAGCGCAGCCUCGUCGGUGCCCCUGCUCGAUAUGGGCGCCAGAGCAUGGGACUACGAGGCCCUGCCGGAACUGCACACCUCGACGGCGGUCACGCCGACCUCGACGCCACCGAACGCAUCGCAGCAGAAGACGCCCAGAGUGUACUUUCAAGCGGAGAAUCUGGCGUCCACCAGGCGAAGGAGCAGCAGCAAACUGCUGGCGCCGCAGCAGUCCUGCAGGAGGCGCAGUCGGAGCAUGAGCGCCUGGAGCGACCUGUCCAGAUCGUCUUUCAGGUUGGACGAAAGAGUUCGCGUCGAGUACUAUGUGAACGAGAACACAUUCAAGGAGCGGCUACAGCUGUACUUCAUCAAGAAUCAACGCUCGAGCUUGAGGAUACGACUCGCCAAUCUCUUCUUCAAGCUGCUGACAUGUUUCCUGUACAUAUUCAGGGUUGUUACCGACAACGAUCCGACGUUCGCAGCAUGUUACGGUUGCACGCCCGGCAACAAGACCGAGUUCCUUGCGUCGCAGAACUUGACGGAGGAGGAGUUCCAGGAGCACCCGACCAUCAACUGGGAAGCCAUCCUCUGGGUCAGGAGACCUCUGGAGCUGUGGGUGGUCCAGGUGAUCUUGGCGAUGGUGUCGCUAACCGAGGCCUUGCUGCUCGCGUAUCUCGGUUACAAGGGAAACGUCUGGCAGCAGCUUCUAUCCUUCCACUUCAUCCUGGAGCUUGUCAACACGAUCCCGUUCACAAUCACGUUAUUAUACCCACCGAUGAGGAAUCUGUUCAUCCCGGUGUUCCUGAACUGCUGGCUGGCGAAGCACUCCUUGGAGAAUAUGUUCAACGACCUGCAUAGAGCGAUGCAGAAGUCCCAGUCGGCGUUGAGUCAGCAGCUGAUGAUCCUUAGCGCUACGUUACUGUGCCUUGUCUUUACUAGCGUAUGCGGGAUCCAGCACUUCCAGAGAGCGGGGCACAGACACCUGAACCUCUUUCAAAGCACGUACUACGUCGUGGUGACGUUCUCCACGGUGGGCUACGGGGAUAUCGUGCCGGACAUUUGGCCCUCGCAGCUCUACAUGGUCAUCAUGAUCUGCGUGGCGCUCAUAGUGCUACCAACGCAGUUCGAACAAUUAGCUUUCACGUGGAUGGAACGGCAGAAGCUGGGCGGCUCGUACUCGUCGCACAGAGCGCAGAGCGAGAAGCACGUGGUGGUUUGCAGCACGACGCUGCAGGCCGACACCAUCAUGGACUUUCUAAAUGAGUUUUACGCCCACCCUCUGCUGCAGGAUUAUUAUGUGGUGUUGCUGUCGCCGAUGGAGCUCGACACGACGAUGCGGAUGAUCCUGCAAGUGCCGAUCUGGGCUCAAAGGGUCAUCUACAUACAGGGCUCGUGCCUGAAGGACGGUGACCUCGCGAGGGCCCGGAUGAACGAGGCGGAGGCCUGCUUCGUGUUGGCGGCGAGGAAUUACGCCGACAAAACCGCCGCUGACGAGCACACGAUACUCAGAUCCUGGGCGGUGAAAGACUUCGCGCCCAACGUUCCUCAGUACGUUCAAAUCUUCCGUCCGGAGAACAAGCUCCACGUGAAGUUCGCGGAGCACGUGGUGUGCGAGGACGAGUUCAAGUACGCCCUUUUGGCUAACAACUGUACGUGUCCCGGCGCGUCCACGUUGGUCACUCUGCUGCUGCACACGUCCAGAGGACAAGAAGGUCAGCAGUCGCAGGAAGAGUGGCACCGGCUGUACGGUAAAUGUUCCGGUAACGAGAUUUAUCACAUUAUUCUCGGCGACUCCCGCUUUUUCGGGGAGUACGAGGGAAAAUCCUUCACCUACGCGUCCUUCCACAGUCAUCGGAAAUAUGGGGUCGCGCUCGUCGCAGUCAGGCCGGCGGAGCUUCCGGAAUUUUACGAGGACACCAUACUGUUGAAUCCCGGACCGCGGCACAUAAUGAAGAAGACCGAUACGUGUUACUACAUGAGCAUCACCAAAGAGGAGAACUCCGCGUUCGUGGUGGCGAAUAACCAGAGCGGCGUCGUCGGCGAGGGGAUGCAGGUGAUCAUCGAGACCAAGACGGACGCGACGUGUACGAGCGGCGGCCCGACGACGUGCGCGACGACCACCAGCACCACCACGGCGACCAUGAACUCCACGGGGACGACCACGACGACCUCCACCACCACCACUACCACCACCACCACCACCACCACGAUAUCGACCAGCUGCAUCGUCGGCGGCGGUGGCGGCGACGGGAACGGUACAGCAAUCAGCAACGGUGCCGACGCGCACCAGCGAUUUUCCAACAGUUGUAACGUUGCGCUGAGCGAAACACUCCGCAGGCAGGAGACCUGCACGGGGCCCCGUGCGCAGGACCGCUCGCAAAACGGUCCCCAAGGUCACAGGGCCCCGUUGCCGCCGCAGGUUAUUUUGCAGGUCCUCCCUAGCACGCCCACACCAAUCCAACACCACAACUUACUCGCAUCCGAUGUCCACCCGACUUAUCUCGAUCCUGGAGGAUUCGGGGACUCGAGGCAGUGUCUAAAAGAGGGAGGAUCGACGCCGCAAACGCCAAUCACCGGAAAUCACCUCGAUGUGCCACGGUCUCUCGACCCGAAUCCCAAUCUGCUUAGCCCGGAAAUUCUCACUCAAAGGAGAGGGAGCAGAAGACCGAGUAUUCUGCCGGUACCGGACAUGCUAACCAGCUCGACCUUGCACCUGCCCGGUCAAGAGUCCUUGGACCACGAGGGCGACGAGUCGGAAGACGAGAUGGACGACGACGUUCCCUGGCGAUCGCCGAGCGAGAAGAUCGCCAGCUUCAAAGGGAUCGUCAAGGGAUUCCCGCCGGUCUCGCCCUUCAUCGGAGUCUCGCCGACCUUGUGCUACCUCCUGAAGGAAAAAAAGCCGCUCUGUUGCCUUCAACUGGCUCAGGUAUGCCAGCAUUGCACCUAUAGGAACGCCAAGGAGUACAAUUGGCAGAACAAGACCAUCAUAUUGGCGGCGGAUUAUGCUAGCAACGGGAUUUACAACUUUAUAAUACCGUUGCGGGCGCACUUUAGGUCGAAAACGUCGCUGAAUCCGAUCAUCCUCUUGCUGGAGAGGAAGCCGGAAAUCGCGUUUCUCGACGCGGUGUCCUACUUUCCACUGGUCUACUGGAUGCGAGGCUCCAUCGACUGCCUGGACGACCUCCUACGCGCCGGCAUUACUCUGGCCGAGAACGUCGUGGUCGUAAACAAGGAACUCAACAAUUCCGCCGAGGAGGACACACUGGCUGAUUGCAACACGAUCGUCGCGGUGCAGACUAUGUUCAAAUUCUUCCCGAGCAUAAAGAGCAUAACGGAGCUGUCCCAGUCGAGCAACAUGCGCUUCAUGCAGUUCCGGGCGCACGACAAGUAUGCACUGCAUCUCAGCAAAAUGGAAAAGGUACUCCUCAGUGCUACUACCGAUGACAACUACUCCGAUGAGCCUCCGAUGGGCUCCCCGCACGACGAUUUAGGCGCAUUAACGGGCCGACGUGUGUGCUAUUCGCAGAGGGAGAAGGAAAGGGGCUCCCAUAUAUCGUACAUGUUUCGACUGCCGUUCGCUGCCGGCAGCGUCUUUAGCGCCUCGAUGUUGGACACUCUGCUCUACCAAGCCUUCGUCAAGGACUACGUGAUAACGUUUGUCAGGCUGUUGCUAGGAGUGGACCAAGCGCCGGGGUCCGGCUUUCUCACGUCGAUGCGCAUAACGAAGGACGACAUGUGGAUCAGGACGUACGGCAGGUUGUACCAGAAACUCUGCUCGACCACCUGCGAGAUCCCGAUCGGAAUCUACAGGACGCAGGACACCACCGUGGCCGACUCCUCGCAUCAGGGCGACUCAGACGCGGAAAGCGACGCCGGCGUCGGUGUGACGUACAAGGUGCGUCAUUCGGCGGCAGCAUCGUGUCUUGCGAAUUGCGCCACCCGCGACAAGGGUGCAUCUGCUUACUCGGUGAGCCUCGGCGACGAGGCGCGCGACAACCACGCGCAGCAGAUCGAGCGAGCGGAGAUCGCGAAUCUGGUGCGGUCACGGAUGGAGUCGCUGAACCUGCCGAUCGCCGACUACGACGACGUGUCGGAGAAGCGCAACAGCCUCUCCUACGUGAUCAUCAAUCCGAGCUGCGACCUGAAGCUCGAGGAGGGUGACAUCGUCUACCUGGUGCGGCCCAGCCCGUUCUCCGCGCAGAAGACCUUCGAGCGGCACAAUUCCCGGCGCAAGAGCAACAUCAGCUUCUGCUCGGCGCAGCUGGUAUCGCAGAUGAGCGCGGCGGUCGCGGCUGCCAGUCUGCAAGCCGGUGCUCCGGGUAGCCGUCGUGGCUCCGGCAUAGGACUAGCGAGAGCGCCACCGUUGAGCACAACCAAAUCGAACUCCUUGUCGUUGCCGGACAGCCCGACUGUGGCCGGCACUCUCCGCGGGCGCUCCAACUCGCUGAGGGUCGUCGACGACAUCCUGCUGCGACGCAGCAACUCCCUCAGGCAAGGUCUCACGACCAGACGAAAGAGCAGCCUGGAGGACAUCGGGCUGGGCGCGCUCUCGCAUCACACCAACCACAACCCGAUCAAGAUCGCGUUGAACGGCUCGAUCGGCCUGGAGGUGACGCCGCCGGAGGAAGGCUCCCAAGCUGGCGGUGCCACCAACACGGGCAUCCUCGACGUCGGCUUACCCUCCAUGCCGGAACUGAACGCGGCUUUGGGACCCAGCCUCGGCGCAGGCCUCGGUGGUUCCUUGGGUGGGCUGUACGACCCACCGUCUCUGCAGUGCCCAAUGGGCUCGCCCUGCCAGUCGCUGCAGAUGCAAGGCGCCGCGCAGGAUCCACAGCACAUACAGGGGACGAUAGUAUGAUAUAACCUAAUGUGGGGACGCAGGCUCUCCGGCGUGGCGCGUAACAAGUGGCUGUAGCGUUCCCACAUGGCGUUUAGGGCCGAGCGGCGAGAACGGCGAGAUCGUAGCGAGUCAUAGAGAGAGAGAGAGAGAGAGAGAGCGUAGAGAGAGAGAGAGAGAGAGAGAGAGAGAGAGAGCACAGGACCAAAAUGGUACAAUGUCUCGUGUGGGACUGACCAUCCAGGCUGGCUGACACAGUGAGGCGGCCGGGGGAGCAAGGUUGCCCCGCUGUGUAAGCACGUACAAAAAUACGACGUCGCGACGGCUUCGGCGACUGUACGAAGUGUCGGGGAUUCACCCUGCGUCUCGGCUUCCUCGGCUAUGUCGGGCCGAGACCGCCACUCCUCUCAGCGGAGAUUAUUUCGAUCCGCUCGAGCGAGACUAGCGGCGCACAGCCGGGGGAACCGCGACACCUCACGCCAUUAAACCAAAAAUGCAAUCGCGUCGCGAACAGUAGCGUUCGGCAGAAACGACGGGAAGGAGAAAAGCCAGCGAGGCUUUCCGUAGGGCGUCCAACCGCGACCCAUCGCGACUCACACCGGUGGCGCCGGCCGUUUCUUUCGCUUUGUUCGCGGCGGCGCGACGUGCAACAAUUCGUGGACCUAAGCCCAGGGUAAGUAUAUCGAAUCGUAACUGUGAUACGUCGCACCCGCUGACCUUCUCCGCGCGCGCGGAACGCGCGCGAGGCAGUUGCCCAGCGUGGCGGCCGCGGUGGAUCCUCGGAUCGUCGGAGUUUCCCCAAACGCUACCCCAUGAAUCGCGCCGUCGUGUCGCGAAGAGUCGUCAGCCGGAGGGCUAACGCGCGGUCCUCGGUUGCCGGAGGGGGCGAGUUGUAAAGUAUCGUCGCGAGCUUCGGUUCGGUGUACCUUACUUUUGUAACUCGUACCUGUAGCGGGCUGCGUUCUUGAGGGAAGAAGAGAAAACAAAAGAAACACACUUGGCUCUCGCUAGGUCGCCUCUAGCGCGUCUCGACGUCUCUCCUUCUGCGCGCGCGCGCGCGCGCGCGUACGAUUUCAUCGACGACGCGACGUCACGCGCUGUCAUGCCGGUCACGAAGCACUCGACCGGCAGGGAAACGAAAGCGGCGACCGACGAGCGACCAGAUACCGCGACUCGCUCCGACAUUCGACCGAUUUUCUACGCACUGAAAUUUCCUCCGAGCGUACCACGUGCUCGUCACACGCUACGAGACCGCGACGUCUGUCUGUUGUUUGACUUUGGUCGAUACACGCCGAAGACGAGAGAAAUAUUUCAAUGACGUGACGCGAAACGGCACUCGCUGCGUUUGAAUAAAGUCACGAGACGUCGAAGCGUCCGCCGGGAACGGAAGCUCUGGGGGAUCUUCUCUCCUCUUCCCGCUCUCCUCGAGAGCGUGGCACGUUUCAAAAUUGCAGAAUCGCGGAGCAUUCGUCGAAGCACCGUCUCUCUCUCAUCCUGCUCUCAUCGUCUCAACGGUCUGAUCGAUGCCAAAGAAGCUCGAGCUUUCCUCUGAGUCGCUGAGCGAUCCAUGACUAACGUCUCAAGCCUGGUCUACAAUGCGCUCUCUGCUCGCCGUUUCCUUACUUUUUAUCUUUUGCUAGCUCGCGAUGUGAGAUUCGAGUGAAAAAGAGAUAAGGAGGAAGAAAGAGAGAGCGAAGAGCAUAUCGUAGAUAAGGCUUUGUACCUAAUCGAGCGAGUCGCCGACGAAUCGCUUCUGUUCUCCCGUCGCGUCACUGGCGCUUGUCAACUUUCAGACCGAGACCGACUCGUUGUAUACUCGUUGUAUGAGCGCUCGUCCGUCGCCCACCUCACCCUCGAAAACACCUUCGAAACACGCAAAAACGAAAACGAGGGCACAACCGGAGACGUCCUAUCAGGCACACCUCGAUUCCUACUCAGCGUCGCGCUCCAGCGAUGUCGAGCGCGAAUAAUUUUAUAAUAUUAGGGAGACUUGUGUGAAGUGCAACGACAAAGAUAGAGAGAAAGUGGGAGGAAGGGAGAAGGUCUAUUAUACAUAUUACUGGUACGAAAUGUAUGACCAUUUUAAUCAUAUCACGCGAGAGUGCCGCUCGCGGAGAAGUCACCCCGUUAUAUGCCCUAGUAAAUAAAAAUAGUCGGAAGAGAGUAUUUUAGAGACGAGACUUAAGUGCUUAGGACUAUGCGCGCGCGUAUCGUGACUUUUAAGCGCGUGACUGAUAAGAUUGUCCACGGUGAAUCAGUCGGUCGCGUCGCAGGACGAUCGCCGACCACACGCGUGAUUCCUCGUGACGGAGCCGAGAUUGGCGCGGCGGCACGCCGCAUCGGCGCAUCACGAGCGCGAAAACGAAGCCGCGAGAAGAAUUAGAAACGAGCUCCGAUCGCGAAUGAACCAUAUGAAAACUACUACUACUACUAUUACUACUACUACUACUAUUAGCACUAUUACUACCAUUACUACUACUACGACUAAUCUACCACUUCUUCUUCUUCUUCU
Harpegnathos saltator (Jerdon's jumping ant) is the source of this 11051-nucleotide messenger RNA. It is a transcript of the gene SLO2, whose product is annotated as slowpoke 2. Gene Ontology annotation, cellular component: plasma membrane. The record is from RefSeq and is a predicted model, not a curated record. The coding region runs from base 3755 to 8560 and encodes 1601 amino acids. NCBI's taxonomy places the organism in Eukaryota, Metazoa, Arthropoda, Insecta, Hymenoptera, Formicidae. The transcript is spliced from 24 exons. Gene Ontology annotation, molecular function: outward rectifier potassium channel activity; intracellular sodium-activated potassium channel activity. Gene Ontology annotation, biological process: potassium ion transmembrane transport.